AGAGAGAGAGUACGAUACCUCAGUCUGUUCGUCAUUUUGGAGAACGAGGGGUAGUGCUCUCCACUCCAAUCCAUCGACUGCCGAGCAUUUUCCAAGUCCAGGCGGUCUGAGCGGGUGUCGGUUUUGCUCGGAGGGGUCGACGAGGUCUUCCGACUAUUUAUUCCAAUAACAUAAUGGGGGCACAUUAAAGCAGUGGUGCGUGUGCUAAAGCACAAUAUAUAGCGUGGCUAUAUUUAGUUGUCGCCUACUUUCCCUAAGAAGUAAGUAUAUAUUUAUCAAUGUCUAGGUUUUGCCUAUUAAAAAAAACUUGUUUCUGGAUUAAACGAUUUGUGAAAUUAGCCCGUCCAGUCCACCACGCGCAUCUGAGCAGCCAGCACGAGGACCUUGGAUUUCUUUGGACUUUUACAUUUUUUGUAUCGAUGGUGGGUGAGCUGAAGCCUAGCUGCUUGUGAAGGUGUGAAGGGGACCCCCGUCUCUCUGCACACCCCCCAAGCCAGGACUCGCCAUGGCCGGAGUUGCGGCCUGGCUCCCCUUCGCCCGGGCGGCAGCCAUCGGCUGGAUGCCCGUGGCCAACCUGCCCAUGCCCGUGGCGCCCAACCAGAAGAACAAGCGGCAAGACGAGCUCAUCAUCCUCAACGUCAGCGGCCGGCGCUUCCAGACCUGGAGGAACACGCUGGACCGCUACCCGGACACCCUGCUGGGCAGCUCGGAGAAAGAGUUCUUCUACAACGAGGAGACCCACGAGUACUUCUUCGACCGGGACUCCGAAAUGUUCCGCAGCGUGCUCAACUUCUACCGCACGGGUAAGCUCCACUACCCGCGCUCCGAGUGCAUCUCGGCCUACGACGAGGAGCUGGCCUUCUUCGGCAUCAUCCCCGAGAUCAUCGGCGACUGCUGCUACGAAGAGUACAAGGACCGCAAGCGGGAGAACGCAGAGCGUCUACAGGACGACCUGGAGGACAACAAGGACAAAAAGCCGCCCAACAUGACCUGCCGGGAGACCAUGUGGCGGGCCUUCGAGAACCCCCACACCUCCACCAUGGCGCUGGUCUUCUACUACGUCACGGGCUUCUUCAUCGCCAUCUCGGUCAUCACCAACGUGGUGGAGACGGUGCCCUGCGGCACCUCCACCCACCAGAAGGAGGUGCCCUGCGGCGAGCGCUACACGGUGGCCUUCUUCUGCAUGGACACGGCGUGCGUGAUGAUCUUCACCGUGGAGUACCUGAUGCGGCUGUUCGCCGCGCCCAGCCGCUACCGCUUCAUGCGCUCGGUGAUGAGCAUCAUCGACGUGGUGGCCAUCCUGCCCUACUACAUCGGCCUAGUGAUGACGGACAACGAGGACGUGAGCGGGGCCUUCGUCACGCUGCGUGUCUUCCGCGUCUUCCGCAUCUUCAAGUUCUCCCGCCACUCGCAGGGCCUGCGCAUCCUGGGCUACACGCUGAAGAGCUGCGCCUCGGAGCUGGGCUUCCUGCUCUUCUCACUCACCAUGGCCAUCAUCAUCUUCGCCACGGUCAUGUUCUACGCCGAGAAGGGCUCGUCCUCCAGCAAGUUCACCAGCAUCCCCGCCUCCUUUUGGUACACCAUCGUUACCAUGACGACGCUGGGGUACGGCGACAUGGUCCCCAAGACGAUUGCGGGGAAGAUAUUCGGCUCCAUCUGUUCUUUAAGUGGGGUGCUGGUAAUUGCCCUGCCAGUUCCCGUCAUCGUGUCCAACUUUAGCCGCAUCUAUCACCAGAACCAGAGAGCAGACAAACGACGGGCGCAGAAGAUGCAGAAAGCGCGGCUGGCCAGGAUACGGAUAUCCAAGACGGGCAGCUCCAGCGGCUUCCUCCACAGCAAGCGCAACGGCCUCUUCAAUGACCCGCUAGAGCUAACGCAAAUACCUUACAAGAUGAACCUUUCAGAACAGGGUUCCAUCGAGGACGAGCAGCAGCUGAGCAAGUCCACCUCUCUGUUAGAGAGCCAGCACCACCACCUGCUGCACUGCUUGGAGAAAACCACUAACCAUGAGUUUGUAAACGAGCAAUGCUACCAGCAGAGCUAUCUAGAGGCGGGGCAGAACUACCAGUCUCAAAGCCCCUCCCUCUCCAGCCAAGAGGGCAUGACGGGCACCUGCUGCACCCGCCGCAGCAAGAAGCGACACUCGCCUCUACCCAACUCCAGCGUGCCCUCGGGUGCUCUGAUGCAUCCCCUGGUGCACCCACACACACAUCAACACGCCUUGCAGGAGCUGAGCACCAUACAUAUCCAGCCCCACACCACCAGUCGCUCCAGCCUCAACAUGCGCCUGGAAGAGCAACAUCCGCUCAACUGCCAGAGCGGGGGCAAGGUCACCACGGCGAUCAUCAGCAUUCCGACGCCGCCGGCGGCAAACAGCCCGGAGGGGGACGCUCAGCCGCCGGCGGUCCCCGCCCACCACCAGAACAUUGUCAAGGUGUCCGCGCUGUGAAGACUGAGCCGGGCUCACACGGGUCACGCAGGCUCAGGAGGACGCGAUGACAUUAGAAUAAAAAAGACUGGAAUAAGACUUAGGGUUGAGGGACGGCGGACCGGAAUCGGAUGGACUAGUUGAAGCUCAUUCAGAGGACGCAAAUCAGACCAAGGUGGAGACUGCCAUCUCCUGGACAUGUAGUACAAUGACAUGCACUCCCCGUGCGGAUGGUGGACAAUUUUUAGAUACAGUCUGUUCUCGGUUGGUUGAGGCCGGCUUGUGUGUGUGUGCGUGUUUGUCUGUGUGUGUGUGUGUGUGUGUGUGUGUGUGUGUGUGUGUGUGUGUGUGUGUGUGUGUGUGUGUGUGUGUGUGUGUGUGUGUGUGUGUGUGUGUGUGCGUGUGUGUGUGCAGUUGUCAAGAAAACAACAGCAAACCUGUUUGAUUUGGGAUCCCGGCAAAGGGUUGUGUGAGUGUUUAACAGAUCAGAGAUCUGUUUGUAAUGUGUCACUGUGCACAUAGCACCUUUAAUGAUUUGGUUUCAGUUUAAAAAAAAAGAAAUAUAUAUGUAUGUUUUUUCUAGAAGGAGAUAACAGGAAAAAGCUAUUGAAAAAACCUCUGAAAAAAAAGAAUAGACUUAGAAGCAGACUAUGAGAAACUUUUUCCACCGACAUAACUUUUGGUAUGAUGUGUCAUUCCGGUCUGCUAAGCUUUUGAUGGAUGAAUUAUGCCACCAUUCUCUUUGUGGUGAAAUAUUACAUCAAUAUCAAAUCCACUCGGGCAAAAAAAAUGUGAUUCAAAAAAGGUGAAACUUAUGAAGUAGUUUAAUACGUAUGCUUUCAUGAAUGUAUGCUGGGGAGAUGAAUUGUGAUCAAUCUUGUGGCUCGAAGGUUUGGGUGUAGGUGUGGGUGAUUGUCUAUGUUUUGUCAGUGUACAUGUGUGUGCAUGUGAGUGUGUGUCAGGCACACAUGUAUCCUUUGUGUGUAAGAUAUCAGAGACGUGAGUACUUCUGGAAGUUUCUCUGGCUCAUGGUACAGCUGCCACUCUGAACGGUUCAUCGUACACGUACCUGUCCAAAAUUCUCAGCUACAAGCCUUUUUACACAAAAUGUGCCUGUUUAGUUUGAGUCAAUAAAAAAAGGGAUCUAUUUAUCUUCCCUUCUUAUUUAAUUUUUCUUUUGCUGACUUUUCUCGGCCUUCGCAGUGCCACGGACCUCAACAGUACCCAAUUCUCUCAUAAGCAAACCAAAAAAACGGUACAAGUUCAACUAAAGCCACCACUAUUGAAUAAAAGCACAAGGUGUUUGCUGAGAAUUUCCGACAUUGAACUGUCCUGAGCCUGGAUUCUUUUGUGAAUAUUGUGAAUAGAAUAUUUUGUAAUAUUUGGCCAUCAUCUGGCAGACCAGUGAAGCUGUCCUCUCUUUCUCUUUCACUCGUUCUCUUCUGAUCUCUCUCUUGUUGUUGCCCUGUUCCGACCCGACCCCCCCCCCCCCUCCCUGUCCUGUGUGAUAACAGUUUGCUUUGCGUAGGUGUCCUAGACGUCAAUCGUUCCUCAAGAGUAAGCAGGCAUUUGUUUUGUUUUGUUGACUUUAUAGUUGGCCCAGAAUUGUUAAGUAUGUGUGUACACUAUGUGGUUAGCAAACUCUGUGAGUUAUUUUUUUUUGUUCUCAGUGUCUCCAGAGAAUUGUCUUAAUUCCUCACUGGAUUUUCUAUUUGAUUUUGUUCCCGAAGAACUUGAAGCCACGGUCGGCUGGCGACCACAGAGCGGAAAGGGGAAGGCAGGGUCUAAGGCGGAUGAUCCCUCAAAAGCUCCCCUUUGCUCCGGAGUACAUGGUGUGUCUGUGUGUAUGCGCGCGUGUGUGUGCGUGCAUGCGUGUAUGUUCUGUAGGGUUUUCAGUGUACAGGCUUGUAUCCCUGCACCACCGCCAUGUGACUAGACCAGCAUUUACCCAGUCUCCCCCCAGCCCCACCCCAGAAACAGACCGUUACCAUCAUUUCUAACUAAAGUUAAACGACACUCAGUUAGCCCAUCGGCCGCCUUAGCGUUUCAAGUGGAAUCCCAUCAUGGUGGCCAUGCGGACGCGGGACUGAUGGCAUACAGUUGGCAAGUCAGCUGGCUUUGUGUUGUGCAGAAGUGGACUCCUAGGUCAGACCACCAGUUACAAAAUCAUCAUUUGAGGGCUUGUAUUGGUGUAAACGUUAAAAAAAUGUAGUCAAAGGGAUUCAAAGUGAACUUUUUCCCAACAUCAAUGAAAACAAGCACAGGCAGGUGGGUCAGCUUACAGAGCACAUGAGCUUUAUUAUAGCAACAGAACCGUGGGUAUCCACCUCCCCAUCUGCUGGCUAGGCCGCGUGUCGUCACGGGAGCAGGGCUCUGCGUCUGUCGGGUUCUCGUCUCAACAGCAGUGGCUUAAAGGCCUCUUUUUACGUUCUGCACGCCGCAAUACAGAUUUAUUUCAGCCUUUGUGCAGCCGGUUAUGUCCCCCCCCCCCCCCCCCUGGUUUCUUUUCAAGCAGAAAGGAGGUCUCUGUGAUCGUGUUUGGUUGUCUAUUCCCUCCCUUCCAACUGUCGCCUUCCCUCCUUCCAUCGCCCUCUCCCUCGUUCUCGAUGCUCUGUGUCAUAUCUUUUUUCUCCUCUUUUAUACUUUUCCCGCUUUUUCUCUCCUGCCCCCUGUUGUUGUUGUUGAGGUAACUGCUGUCGUAUUUUGUCAGGUGUUGGAUAUUAUUUAUGACCUUGUCUUGUGUCCCAACUGUGAAACGCCUGAUAAAACAUAUAUCUGCCAUAAAUACA
Gadus macrocephalus (Pacific cod) is the source of this 5217-nucleotide messenger RNA. RefSeq names its product potassium voltage-gated channel, Shal-related subfamily, member 3 (gene kcnd3). Gene Ontology annotation, biological process: potassium ion export across plasma membrane; protein homooligomerization. The transcript is spliced from 8 exons. The record is from RefSeq and is a predicted model, not a curated record. Gene Ontology annotation, molecular function: A-type (transient outward) potassium channel activity; protein binding. Gene Ontology annotation, cellular component: voltage-gated potassium channel complex; membrane; neuronal cell body. The coding region runs from base 506 to 2449 and encodes 647 amino acids. Lineage: Eukaryota; Metazoa; Chordata; Actinopteri; Gadiformes; Gadidae.